AGUUGAAUGGAGGUUGGAAUUAGUUUGGUCUCCAAAAUUGACAAGAAAUAUAGGUAAUGACCUUAUUUAACUAGAUAAAGAGUAACCUUGUAAGCAUCAUAGCUGACCCAUCCCUUCAACAACAAAUAGUCUCUUUAAGAAAUGGGUUUCUGGGGAAUUGAACUUGAAUGCGGUAAACCGUACAUAUACCGACAUGAUAAGAUGCUAGGAAAGCUUCAUAUUACUCAGGCAGCUUUAGUUAGCUGGGGUCAUGUCUGGGCAUUGAGUACAUAUUGGUGUGCUGUUCAGGUUAAGGUUGGGAGUAAGAACCCAAUCCUUAUAUGCAAGUUUGUCAGAAAUAGUUUGAUAGAAUCAAUUUCGUUAGGUUUGGAGUUUGAUGAGGGGGAAGAUGACAUUGUUUUUGAACUAUUGAGCACUGGUUGUAAAGUGCAUCUUACUGGUUACCAUGAUAAAAAUGGUAAUGGCAGAGAUCAAGUUCUAUUUCUCAUCGCGCUCUUCGCUGUCGCAAGCCUGCUAAAUUGGUGCCUUUUACUUCAAUAGAGCAAAAAAGAGUGAAAGUGUUGUUGAAAAGAGAAUAGUAAAAGAAGGAACUGGUGCCUUCUUAAAAUGGCCACGAUGAAGAAACGAAGAAUAAAAUGGCGACUCAAUCUCUAAAUAAAGAUAGAUUUGAAGUUUAUCAUGUUGGAAGAUGAUUGGAUGUGUUGGUUGUUGAUGUUUAGUUCUAAUUUAGAGCCAGUGUUUUACCUUGUUUGGUUUCCUCUGUUAUCAAGCUGUAGUUGUGUCUGUUUGGCUGUCAAGUUUGUUAAAUUUCUGUUUUAGAGUUCUGGUUUUAGCUUUACACAAGUUUGUGCUUCAUUCUACGGAAUCAAGUAGUAUACAAUUUGUUUAUUUGACAGUU
This is a messenger RNA of Papaver somniferum (opium poppy), 898 nucleotides long. Its product is annotated as peptidyl-prolyl cis-trans isomerase FKBP53-like. The record is from RefSeq and is a predicted model, not a curated record. Bases 142 to 540 code for a protein of 132 amino acids. The transcript is spliced from 5 exons. Lineage: Eukaryota; Viridiplantae; Streptophyta; Magnoliopsida; Ranunculales; Papaveraceae.